AUGCCGAGGUCUUUCUUGGUGAAAAAGGUGAAACUGGAUGAUUUCUCCACCGGGGAUGAUUUGGAGAGCGCCUACCGGCCCAGGACGGAGCUCAGCCUGCGGCUACAUGACAAAGCUGGUUACAUCAGCGACUACAUCAGCCCGUCAGUGUACGACGGCGAAAGCGACGGAGGGAUCAAGGUGCCCUCACCGGACCCCCUGUACGACGGCAUCCACAGUGACUACGGCGCCCCGGACUCGGAGUCUCCCGACAGCCCGGGAUCCGAGCUCACCGACGGCUACAUCAAUGGUGACGCCGCGGUCAGCGACGGGUACUCAGUGGACGCAUUUUAUAUCACGGACGGCCGUUCGAGGAGGAAAACCAUGGGCAGCCCUCGCAGCAUCCAGAGGCACACGUGCAACGAGUGUGGCAAGACCUACGCCACGUCAUCCAACUUGAGCCGACACAAACAGACGCAUCGCUCACUGGACAGCAAGCUGGCCAAAAAAUGUCCCACCUGCGGCAAGGUGUACGUGUCCAUGCCCGCCAUGGCCAUGCACCUGCUCACGCACGACCUCAAACACAAGUGCGAGGUGUGUGGCAAAGCAUUCAGCCGGCCGUGGCUCUUGCAGGGCCACAUGCGCUCGCACACGGGCGAGAAACCCUUCGGCUGCGCUCACUGCGGGAAAGCCUUCGCUGACCGCUCGAACCUGCGCGCUCACAUGCAGACGCACUCGGCCUUCAAGCACUUCAAGUGCAAACGCUGCAACAAGACCUUCGCGCUCAAGAGUUACCUGAACAAGCACUACGAAUCGGCCUGCUUCAAAGGCCCAUUCUCCCCUCUCGGGCCAUUGGAUGCAUGA
Messenger RNA from Nerophis lumbriciformis (worm pipefish), 843 nucleotides. The record is from RefSeq and is a predicted model, not a curated record. NCBI's taxonomy places the organism in Eukaryota, Metazoa, Chordata, Actinopteri, Syngnathiformes, Syngnathidae.